This is a messenger RNA of Closterium sp. NIES-67, 1100 nucleotides long. The record is from the annotation of a GenBank genome assembly. Lineage: Eukaryota; Viridiplantae; Streptophyta; Zygnematophyceae; Desmidiales; Closteriaceae.
GCCAAACCCGACAUCACUUCACGUCCAUCUAUGUUCCGCUUCGCCUCGCAUCAACGUUUCUCCGCCCCUCACUUCCUUUUUCCUUGGCCAGUUUCUCUCUCACCUGCCCCCCUCCCUCGCCGCACCGCGCUAUGACGUCCUCCAGAACGGCAGCCAGCAGUUUGCGGAUGGACGUGCUCCUUCGCGCCUCGCAUUCCGCGCACCUUCCACUACUUCCGCGAUACGCGCAGCGGCGGCACGCGGCGGAUCUUCAGGUCUCGUCCAGCGGGCGCGUCUCUCGCCGCCCGCUCCUCCCCACGGGCCGGCGGUCGGAUCUAGUGGCGGCAGGAGCGCGCCAGCCGUCGAGCUGCCGCGCGUCCUUCAACGGCUUCGGCCGGCGAUCCUCGCGCUCGCGGGACGAGCGCAGUCAUGCGCACGCGCGCGCAGAGGGAGGCAUGUGGCAGGGGGGGGAGGGGGAGGAGAGGGGACGGCGGGAUGCCGGCAGAUCAGCGUCGGGGGGAGCGGGUCCCGCGUGGAUGGGGAUGGGCGCGGGGGGAGGGGGAGCGCGGGCGGGCAUGGGCGACGUGCAGCGGCUGCUGAUCGGGGGGGCGGUGCUGGCGGCGGUGACAUGGCUCAAGUUCGCCACGGAGGGGCAUCUGGGCUGGCUGGGGGACGGCGCGCUCGAGGGCGUGGCGCAGCUCUGGUUCGUGUUCUACCUGCUGGACCUUUCCCUCACCACCGCCACGUGGAUCGUCGGAAAGCUCACCUCAACGCUCGCCGUCGCCAAUUGCCCCUGGUGUGACCACCAGUUCACCUUCGACAGGAACGCCGUGUCGCAUGGAGCACCUGUCUGCCCCUCGUGCCUUCGCUCCAUGAAAUAUGAAGACGGCCAGUUCCAACAAGGAGAUGGCGGCCGCUCUGGCUUCAGUGCGCGAUCAAGGUCCCAAGGGCAACAAGGCUGGAGGGCCACAGGGGACACUGUAGUGGACGUGGAGGCGACAAUAAUUGACAAGGAAUAAGCCUUCUACAAGAUUGCUUACCUCAGUAUUUUACAGGGAGCAAUUAGCGCGUGUACAAAUAAAGUGCAUUUCUGUUUUUUCAUUGCUAUCUAAAUCAUGGUU